Molecule: messenger RNA, 1016 nt
Organism: Papilio polytes (common Mormon)
Lineage: Eukaryota; Metazoa; Arthropoda; Insecta; Lepidoptera; Papilionidae
Exons: 8
Coding region: 272-742 (156 amino acids)
Source: RefSeq, a predicted model, not a curated record
AGAGUGCGGGGGCGUGGAGGCGGAGGAGCAGUGGGCGGGGCCGGGGGCGUGGCCGCGCGCCGCCCCGCCCCGCGCACACCCGCUGCCGGACGGGGACGAUUGUUGCAGGUCGGGCACUGGGUCGUUGCGGUCGACGGGCAAUUCACGCGCAGCGGCUGUCUUCCUGCAAGCGGAACGAGAGUCGAGCACUUGCAGACGAGAACUACCGCCGCGGCCAGACGCGCACAGAUCGUUGCGUGGUCGUCUGUCCGCGUGCGUGCCGGACGUAGCGAUGGCCCCCAACGCCAACACGCAUCUCCUCACUGCCAGGGACUACGUGUACGCGCCCGGCGCCGCCCCCGCCCCCAGCGCCGCCCCCGCCGCCCCCGGCACCGCCCCCGCCGCCCCCAGCACCGCCCCCGCGCCGCAACACCUGCGACACGCAGAGUACGGCGGCGGGCUGCAGCUGGACCUGGGCGACGGCGCUACGCACACGCCCAGGCCUGGAUCUCGCGCACAGCGAGCGGCACACAGCGCACGGCACAGGGAUAACACGCAGGCGCUGUCUUGUGUAAGAACACGUAACGAUGACGACGAACUUCGAGCUGCGAUAGAAUUAUCAGUUAUACGAGCUUACUCGUCGCUGGCGGGCGCGAGCGCUGCACGCAACAGACACUAUGCUGAUCUCCUGCCUUCUGGUGAGAUAAUAUAUUCUCAUAUGAUACAAUACGCCCCCAUGUAUAUAGGACACGCCCACAUAUAGACACACCUCUUCUAUACAUUAAAGACGACAGUAUAUAUCUUACAUAUGUCCCUUGUAACAUAAAACUCGUUAUAAUAUCCACAAUACACGCCCACAUGAAUAUAAUACACGCCCCAUGUGUUGAACACGCCCCCCUAUGUACACAAUACACCUCUUAAAGGAUGUUACACCUCCCAUCUAUAAUCAAUCGUCUUCGGUUUCAAAUAUAUCUAAAAAUAACUAUAAAUGCAGCCGAUUACUAACAUAUGCUAUAGAAUAAUACGUGCAUACUUAU